CUCCGAUCCGCCGCCGGAUCCGAAUUCUCACCGCAUCUCUCUCACCUGUGAAGUUUGCCCUAAACCGCCGAAGCUUAGAUGUUAUCACGUCUCUGCGAUCUGCACUUACAUGCCCUAGGCAGCACGUGCUGAAACUUUUGAAGGCAUGGACUCAUUGGACAACAAUACAAAAGUCAAAGUUCAUUCUCCACAAUCAAGUCUUGGAAGCACGUUUGUAUCUGGGGUCAAGUCAGUACCCGCUUCUUUUGAGUUUUCGGCCACAUCGGAAAAAGGAAUCAACCUGGUUGUUGAUUUGAACUCGUCCAUAUCAGAUUGGUUUAAGAGAUGGGAAGAUGAGGCAAACAUUUUUAAAAGUUUGCAGAAACAAAAUUUUCGAAGUUUUUGUCAAGAGAUUCAGAACCUGGGAAAUAAACAACUCUCGAGUGAAGAUGUAAUAACAUUUGAGGCAGAAGAGGGAAUGAGUCAGAAUGACAAGCCCAUGGUGCUUCAUGACGUCACUUUGGUGAAUGAUGCCACAGUGGUAAAGUUUUCAGAAUUUUCAAUUUCUUCAGAAGCCCAUGCAUCCUCCUGUUAGUAUGUACAUGAUUGUACCACAGGGAUUCUUCAGGAGGGGGAAAUGACAUCAUAUAUUGCUGCUCAAAUGUAAAUGGCAUACAUCUGAAAGGGAGAGACUAUACCGAUGCAUUGUUCAAGGGGCUAGAGUUCGCAUCUAAUGGAAAACAAAGGAGAAAGAGAAGUAUUGAUGAAUCUGACAAGGAUUAUAGCUGUAACAGUAGAAGAGAUUUAAGAAGUGCUAACCGGCUUCAAAAUUUUCCUAGAAGAUCCACACGGCUUUCCUCUAAGAAAUAAGAAGUGGGAGAAGCAAAAGAGAACACUUAAGAGUGACUUAAGGAGGAGUAUUAAUUUGUUGGCACUUGACAGUGAUGCAUGACUGAUGUUUAAAAGGCCUCACACAUUGAUGCUGCAGCAAAUACACCCACAUAUGUAUAGGUUUGUUUCCAUUCUUCACUUCAUUUAUAAAAACAAAAAUAUCAAGUCAGG
Cuscuta campestris is the source of this 1041-nucleotide messenger RNA. Lineage: Eukaryota; Viridiplantae; Streptophyta; Magnoliopsida; Solanales; Convolvulaceae. The record is from the annotation of a GenBank genome assembly.